Molecule: messenger RNA, 1068 nt
Organism: Colletotrichum orchidophilum
Lineage: Eukaryota; Fungi; Ascomycota; Sordariomycetes; Glomerellales; Glomerellaceae
Product: guanine nucleotide-binding protein alpha-3 subunit
Exons: 6
Coding region: 1-1068 (355 amino acids)
Biological process (GO): adenylate cyclase-activating G protein-coupled receptor signaling pathway
Cellular component (GO): heterotrimeric G-protein complex
Molecular function (GO): GTP binding; G-protein beta/gamma-subunit complex binding; GTPase activity
Source: RefSeq, a predicted model, not a curated record
AUGGGUGCCUGCAUGAGUUCAAACAAUGAAGAGGUGGAACAGAAAAAGAAGAGCCAGGCAAUCGAUCGACAGUUGGAGGAGGAUUCUAAGAGGUUACGCAGAGAAUGCAAGAUUCUCCUGCUCGGAUCCGGAGAGAGUGGUAAAUCCACGAUAGUCAAGCAGAUGAAAAUCAUCCAUUUGAAAGGCUACUCAGAAGAUGAACUUUACAACUACCGCCCGACUGUGUUCAAAAACCUGGUCGAAUGCGCGAAAGCAGUGAUCCAGGCAAUGCGACAAUUCGACAUCGAACCGGUAAUUGAAGAGAACAAGGCGUAUGCCACUUUCCUCAUGGAAUACACAGCCGAGUCCGGCCCCCAAGCACACAUCGAUCCCCAGAUUGGAAUCGCCAUCCAGUCAAUAUGGAGCGAUCCUGCGCGGGAACAGCUUAUGGAGAGGCAGACCGAGUUCUACUUGAUGGACUCAGCAGAGUACUUCUUCCAAGAGGUCAUGCGGAUCGUCGCACCAGAUUAUCUCCCGAAUGAGAUGGAUGUCCUCAGAGCCAGAACCAAGACGACUGGUAUCUACGAAACGAGAUUUCAGAUGGGACAGCUCAGCAUACACAUGUUUGAUGUUGGUGGUCAAAGGAGUGAGAGAAAGAAGUGGAUUCACUGCUUUGAAAAUGUCACUUCGAUUAUUUUCUGCGUUGCUCUGAGCGAAUACGAUCAAGUUUUGCUGGAGGAGAGCAGCCAGAACCGAAUGAUGGAAAGUCUACUGCUGUUUGACUCGGUGGUGAACUCAAGGUGGUUCAUGCGCACGAGCAUCAUUCUGUUCCUGAACAAGGUGGAUAUCUUCAAGCAGAAGCUUGGGCGUUCACCACUGGGCAAUUACUUUCCAGACUACUCAGGCGGCAACGAUGUCAACAAGGCCGCUAAAUACCUCCUCUGGAGAUUCAACCAGGUCAAUCGAGCACACCUCAACCUGUAUCCCCACCUGACUCAAGCAACCGACACAUCGAACAUCCGACUCGUGUUUGCGGCAGUCAAGGAGACGAUCCUUAACAACGCUCUUCGGGACUCUGGAAUUCUAUAA